Messenger RNA from Calidris pugnax (ruff), 2842 nucleotides. It is a transcript of the gene PPP1R3C, whose product is annotated as protein phosphatase 1 regulatory subunit 3C. Gene Ontology annotation, biological process: regulation of glycogen biosynthetic process. Bases 312 to 1256 code for a protein of 314 amino acids. The record is from RefSeq and is a predicted model, not a curated record. The transcript is spliced from 2 exons. Gene Ontology annotation, cellular component: protein phosphatase type 1 complex. Gene Ontology annotation, molecular function: protein phosphatase 1 binding; glycogen binding. NCBI's taxonomy places the organism in Eukaryota, Metazoa, Chordata, Aves, Charadriiformes, Scolopacidae.
GGCCCCAUAAAGGCGGCGGCGCGGCGGGGCGCUGCGCGGAGCCGCCCCAUGCACUGCAGCAGCGGUUCUGAAAGAGCAAUUGAGACUGAAAUUGAACCCAAAGAGUUCAGAAUCGGCAAGAAAACACUGGCUGCUCUUGCCCUCGUUCCUCAGCUCCAACUGUCAAUUUUAAUUUAGGCUGCAUUAUUUAAAGCCGUGCAAAGACAGGGCCGUGAAUAAUUAAGAUGGCGGAUGAAGCCAAUACACAUUCUUAAGAAGCUUCUUACCUGAGGUAGCGAGUAACAGCGUCCCGCCUUUCUGCUCCUUCCAGGAUGAUACAGAUCUUGGACCCCAGGCCCUUGCCCAGCUCCAUCAUGCCCGUGGACGUGGCCAUGAGGAUCUGCCUGGCCCACUCUCCCCCGCUGAAGAGCUUCCUCAGCCCCCUCGAGGACUGCCAGAGGAACAACUUUGUGAACAGAUUCAAACCCCUCCGGCCGUGCCUCCACGUGAGACGCGACUCGGAGGCCCAGAAGAGCGACUGGAGCCGCUCGGCCGCCCGGGCCAAGAAGCGGGUGGUGUUUGCGGAUUCCAAGGGGCUGUCCCUGACGGCCAUCCACACCUUCUCCGAGAGCCAGGAGCAGCCUGCCUGGGAUCUUCAGUUUGACCUCCUCGGCUUGGAGAGCAUAACGUCUGGCUUGAAGCUACACGAGGAGAAAAACUUGAUUCUGGGUUUCCCUCGGCCGUCGGCUGACUACCUGGACUUCAGGAACCGCCUGCAGAAGAACUUGGUGUGCCUGGAGAACUGCUCCCUGCAGGAGAAGGUGCUGUCGGGCACUGUCAAAGUGAAGAACGUCAGCUUCGAGAAAAAGGUUCGGGUUCGAAUUACCUUUGACACCUGGAAGACCUACAGGGACGUCGAGUGUGUCUACAUGAACAACGUUUACAGCGACUCCGAAAACGAUACCUUCUCCUUCUCCAUUGACUUGCCUCCCACCAUAUCCUCCGAAGACAAGAUAGAGUUUUGCAUUUCCUACCAAAGUGGAGAGCACACCUUCUGGGACAAUAACGAGGGUCAGAACUACAAGAUUCUCCAUGCGGAGUGGAAGCCUGAUGGCGUUCAGAUGCCGUCUGCUGAGAAAGACUAUGUAGAUCUUCAGAGCCCGAGGAGAGGACAAGAGCGAGAGCCCGAGCAGCUGGGCAGCCCCAGGCUCUCCAGCAGCCUCUUCCCCCAGUGGCAGAGCUUGGGGCAGGUUGAGAAUUCCUCACCAUACUGGUGAGCUGGAGGAGCGAGGAAGCCUUCCUCCCUUUGGCAGCAGAACCGUGUUGGUUCUCCGCUUCACGUGCUGUGCAAGGAGACCACCUGGCAGGCUGUGUGUGCUCUCUGAGCAGAGCCACCUUCACGAGGUGGUGGGACUUGAUGAACCGCGUCAUGCUACUGAAGUUCUCAGCCAAAACUUACCCUUGGCAAGAGAGAAACCCAAGAGAAACCCCCUGCUGUAGAUAGAGCAUGGCCCAUCCUACGCGUGCGCUGCUCUCGCUCUGCCGCAGGCUCUGGCCAAGCCGGGGGGCAAGAGGCUCUGGUGGGGGGCUGUGGAAGGAGAUGGUGUCUCAGCCAGCUGCAGUGACUGCGUGUGUGAGGGUACGUGUGUGUGUGUUACACGGACAGGACAUCAGGAGGGGUUUGGCCGCCGUUGGGUGGGCAGCAGAGAUGAGGUGACACUGUUGGAUCGGGGGCUGGCUCUGACCCCGUGUCCCCGCAGCGGAGGUCGGGGGGGAACCCACCGUUGGGGUCUGGGCAUCGAUGUGGGUUGAGAAACUUGGAGUGGAUAAUGGACAAGUGAGAGGAGGGGAAGAGGUGGGAUGUGCUGUGUGGCUUGGAGACGUGCAGUGUUCCGAUGGCUUCUUUCCAAAGCUGGUCUUCUAAAUCCCAGAGAAGAAACUCUGCGGGCUGUAGAGGAGAAUGCAGGAACCGGUCCAGGGGACAGUGGAGGCAGCUGCUGCUUUGGGAAGGUGGACAUCUCUGUCCUCCUCGGCUGGGUGAAUAACAGGUGUCUUGCACUGGAGGACAAAUCUGACCUUGGCUCCAUCACCCUACUGGCUGGGCAGGCAGGGGGCUGCCUUUUAGCAUUAAAGGAAAAACGUGCCUUUUGAAAGAAGAAGAAUUUUAAAGCCACCCCAGGGGCCAAAAGCAGGGCUCGGUGACGUCGCAGACCGGGCGGUUUGUGAACUCCCUCCUCUGCAGCAGCACCUGGAGGGCAAGUGUCCUGCUUCCCGGUGACACGGUGGCCGUGGCUUUCCCCAGUGCGUGACGUAGGCCAGGUCCUUCAUAUUGAAGCCAGUGGAUGAGCUGCGGGUCGUGGAAGCUGAUCCCUUUACAAGAGCAGGGUUGCUACUAGUUUUUUCUAGACCGACUAUAGGCUUGCACAGAAAUAGGAAAAACUGCUCUGUUUUAUUGUACCUCAUUUUUUGAAGGUUUUUUUUUUUUAGACUUCAGUAAACUAAUGUAUAUUUUUUAUCUGUAUGCUCAUAAUUUAGCUUUCCGAGCUGUCAGACUGUAAGGGUGACCUGUGUUUCAUGCAAGACUUGUGAGAAAUUGUCCAAUAUACCCAGCGUGUGUGAGUUCUGGCACACAUUUUAGCUUUGCAGAAAUGGUGUUAACAUCAAAAUAUAGAUCACAUUUUUGCCUGUGGCUAAGAAGUACAAUAUCCUGAGCCUGAAGCUACUUGCAGUGCAGUGAGACAAUAAAUACUAAGGUGAAAUAAGCCUCUUCCACUAAUUGCACUUUUUCCCUAUGAAACCCCUGCUGUUAUGUGUAAAGUAGCCAUUUUAAGAAUAAACUGUAUUUUGAUACACCUGGUUCUCA